Molecule: messenger RNA, 579 nt
Organism: Insectozyma verbasci
Lineage: Eukaryota; Fungi; Ascomycota; Pichiomycetes; Serinales; Debaryomycetaceae
Source: the annotation of a GenBank genome assembly
AUGUCAAUUGAAGAUGAAUUGAUAAAAUUACCAGCUUAUCAAGAGUAUAUAAAAGAAUAUGAACAAUUUACUGAUACAAAUAAACAAACAUCAUUAAUACAAGAACAAUUAUAUCCAAGUUUAACUGGGAAUACAUUAGUAGGAGAAGAUAAAAUUAAUCUUAGAUCAAAAACUCUAUAUUUUGUAAAUGAUAAAUAUUUUGAAUAUGAAGACAUAAUAGAAGAAGUUUAUGAUGAUGAAAAUUAUUCAAUUACAUUUUUCCAUUUAGGUCAAUUAUUAACUGGGCAUAAAGGUAUAAUUCAUGGAGGAUUAUUAGCUACAUUAUUAGAUGAAUUAACAUGUAGAUUAGCAUUUAUAAAUUUUAAAAAUGGAAAAGGAGUAACAGCAAAUCUAAAUAUAAAUUAUAAAAAGCCAACGUUUGCAAAUCAAUUUAUAAUUAUAAAAUGUCAAAUAAUUAAGAAACAAGGUAGAAAAUGUUGGGUUAAAGGAGAAAUAUUAAAUUUAAAUAAAGAACUUUUAACAAGUUGUGAGAUAUUAGUUAUUGAGCCAAAAUGGGUUGAGAAUUUGAUACAUAAGUAA